Messenger RNA from Astyanax mexicanus (Mexican tetra), 2221 nucleotides. RefSeq names its product suppressor of IKBKE 1 (gene sike1). The transcript has 5 exons. The record is from RefSeq and is a predicted model, not a curated record. Lineage: Eukaryota; Metazoa; Chordata; Actinopteri; Characiformes; Acestrorhamphidae. The coding region runs from base 284 to 925 and encodes 213 amino acids.
CCUGCAGGUUUAUCUUGUCUAUCUGCUGUUUGUUUGGCUACAACAGUUCAGUAAUAAUCCCGUUUCUGAUUAAAACUAGGACACGAGGCAGUAAAUAUGUAGGUUAGCUGAUGAAGCUGUAUCGGUAUUCAGUUUAUUAAGCACUGAAGGUCUGUAUUUAGAGCUGCUUUUCUGUGUUUACAGUAACUUAAGUUUUGGCAGCAGAUCGACACAGGACACUCCCAUACUGCCUAUAUCUGACUGUAGUUUCUGUAGCAUAUCAGUAGGUUACCUACCUGCGGACAUGUCCUGCACCAUGGAGAAGGUGCUGUCCGACGCUCGGACUCUGUUGGAGAGGCUGAAAGAGCACGACACGGCGGCGGAGAGUCUGAUCGAGCAAUCCAGCACCCUCAGCCAGAGGGUCCACAGCAUGAGGGAGGUGGGGAACGCUCUGCCGGAUAAGUACAUUGAGGAAAGUGCUGGAUACCAGGAGCUGUCCAAAUACAAACCCCACGUUCUUCUGACUCAAGAGAAUACUCAGAUUAAGGAACUUCAGCAGGAGAACAGAGAGCUUUGGCUUUCCUUAGAAGAGCACCAGUACGCACUGGAGUUGAUCAUGGGUCGAUACCGCAAGCAGAUGCUUCAGUUGAUGAUGGGCAAGAAGGAGCUGGACACUAAGCCUGUGCUCAGCCUUCAUGAGGACCAUGCUAAGGAGGUGCAGAGUCAGCUGGAGCGAAUAUGUGAGAUGGGUCAGGUGAUGCGUAGAGCGGUACAGGUGGAUGACCAGCACUACUGCUCUGUCAAGGAGAGACUGGCUCAGUUGGAGAUUGAAAACAAGGAGCUACGUGAUCUCCUGGCCAUCAGUAAGAAUACCCUGAAACCACACAGAGAAGAGACCAGCCAACCCAACGCAGAGCCAAGCCCCAGAGUUACUGACGCUGAAUGAGUGCACCCAAAUACAUGAAGAGCUGCUCUAUUUUGAAGCUACAGUUCAGUAGCUUCAACUUUUUCUGUUGUACCAUCUCAGGACACGUGUUGGCUCGUAUCUGUGUGGUAAUGUUUAUAGUGUUGACCCUCCUGCUGCCCACUGGCGCACAUUUCUACAAUGUAGUAACAGAGGUAGAUUUGUUUUCAGAUUUUUUCUCAGGAAAGAUGCACAGCAUCCUUUCAUUAGUUGACCGCCUGUCACAUGCAUGUCUCAUUUUUUGUAGUUUAUAAAAUUAGCAUUAUUUUUAAUUUUGCAGUGCCUUGUAAAAUAUUCAGCACUUUGGGAAAUCUUCAGACUUUGCUGUAUUGAUACAGAUUUACAUGGUAAAAUGAAAAGUACUGCUGAGCUUCUUAGUGUUAUAUUUGGACAUUUGUUUAAAUUAGGUUUUCAGUCUAAUUAAACUUUUUUUUUUAUUGGACCACAACCAGGCAUGAGAAAAUGCCAUAAUUGACUCUUUACUAACAUACUACUACAAUUGUUCAUUGGUUUCUUUUCUUACUCCCAGUACUGUGGUAUUAGUUUGGAUGGUAGUAAAUGAGCUGGCAUUUAAAUUCUGAUGUAAAAAGUUAGAAAAACAAGCUAAUCUUAUAGAUUAUGCAUGGCACACUCAGCCAGCCCAAAAAGUGUUUUUUCCCCCCGAUUUCUAAAAAUGACUAAGAACAGUAUCUGUGUAUUUUUUUGUAUCUGUGAUUUUUAAUAUGGCAGAUGUUCGAAGCAUUUCUGGAGGUGGGAAUACUUUUGCAAUGCAGAAUUCCCAUUUUUUGGUUAAUAUAAUAAAAAAAAUAUAUAUACAUAAACAAAUGUACAAAUGUAGCCUUGCCUUUGAGCGGCCUGUAGUAGCUUUUAAUGAAUUGCAUCAGUAUCUCCAGUGGUUACUGCAUAAAUUAUUGUGGCAUCGUGUCUGUGUUUUGUGCACGGUUCUGUUCUGAGGUUAAAACUGGUACAGUGGCUUGAACUGAGUUUCAGCAUGUAAAUAAAAAACAGAUAAACGAAACUUGAGCUAUAGGAAAGGCACAUAGUGCUGGUUCCCUAGACAUGGAUUGGGCGUAGGCCUAGCCAUUUUAAAUAAAGAGUCUCAACUGAUGUUGUAAUAUAGUCCUUAGCUAUGCUACUUCUAGUGUUAUGCAGGUGCUGUUACUAUUAGAUGGUUGCAUUACCACCUCAGGAAACUGUUUGUCACAGUUGUUAUUUUUCUAAUCAACUAAAUGUGUUGAAAUUAUGUAAAUGGUGUCUUAAUAAACGUUACAAUGACCA